CUGGCUGACAGUUAGGUCGUUGAGCUUAAAUGAAUUUCAUGAAAAUAAUUCAGAAAAUAUCUGAGAAAAAUCAAACGCAUCUGUAAUGAAAUUGAUAAUAUUAUAACGAGAUUCAAUCGAUGAAAACCUCAUUGUACUAAAGAACAACAUAUUUAAAUAAAGUCUCUCAAAAUAAACGUCAAAAGCAAUAAAUAACAGUAAACAAAUCGAAACCAACUGCCCGGCAACUUCCUAUAGAAACUUCGCUGUCAUCACGGAAUUUGUGACCGUGCAUCGACAUUUUAUUGAAGGAUACUUAUAAAGAAUUGUGCUUAAAUGACUAAGUCGUUGUUCACAAAGUGAAUUGGGUUAUUUUAUUUUCAGGAAAUGGAUUUUCUUGAAAGCAUACGUGAUGAACCCGACGAGACAUCUUUAGGACAUAAAAUGUCGCAAGGGAGGUAACUUCUUUUUCUUGUAAAAGCACCAUCAUGUGGCAUUAGGAUAUGCCUCGAGCAAGAGACAAAGAUGAAUACGGUGAGUUCGACGCCCGGUCUUACGCCCACCUCGUUCCUGGCAGUCAACCACCACCAAGUCAACAAUUCAGUCGAAAACACGAGAAGCGAAAGAAGUCAAAACACAAGUCCAAGAAAGCAAAGGAUAAAGACAGGGAGGGUAGAACUAAAACUAAAAGCAGAAGUUCUGGUGCAAAUGCAUCGGUGGAAAUGAUUGGUAGGACUAGUAUAGUGGAUUACGAAGAUGUAAGUUCAGAUUCCAGCUCAUUGACGGAUGUUUCUAGUUCGAAACAAGUUGCACCCGGUAGAAUGGAAGUUGUAAGCUCAAAGCACGAUCAGUCACCUGCGUCUGCCAUUCGAUCAUAUAUAGAUGAACGUAGCGAUAGUCCCUCACCUGUGAUACCUGAAACUAGUCCUUACGCAACUGACAAAAAUUCUCGAAAAGAGAAAAAGCGGCGUAGGUCUCCUGAGAUCGUUAAACAAAUAGACAUUAAAGUGCGGCAUGUGGAAACUCCGAAGGCGUAUGUUGAACCACCAAAGGCAUAUGCAGAGGCAUCGUAUCGGGGUUACAGCCCAACCAGUGGGAAGAAACGACACCGUUCACGAUCACCUCAAAGUCUUCAUAGAAAACGCAGCAGAAGCAGAUCAAGGGGUCGGUACAAGGGGACUCGAGGGUCACCAAGCCCUGGCUGGGUACGCAGGAGCCGUUCCAGAUCUCGCAGUCAUUCCAGGUCACUGAAGCGCAGGCUAACACCUCCCACCAGUCCAUCACGGCCUGCAAAACUUGCAGCCCGCGAGUUUGAAGCAUCUAGUUCAAGUAGUGGCGUUAGACAGAAACUAAAUAAAUAUGCGCCAACAAGUCUUGCCUCUGAACUCAGUAAGCAUAGGAAAGCUCGGGAGAUGCGUAAUCAGCAACUUGCCUCGAGGCAUUCUAGCAGUAAGAUGGACGAUGCUAUAAUAGCUAAGGUGAAAAAGGAAAAACACAGCCACACACCAGAUUCUCGGGCUACUAGUGUAGAGACAUCCUUGCAGAAAGAGCCUGAAUACUCAAGGAAGGAACGUUUACAGGACGCGCGUGAAUCAAACAUUGUAGUCAAAAUAGAGAAUCCGGAUCAUAAUCAUAGACAUGUAUCAGAAUCUAUGUUGUCCACAACUCCGAAAGACUCCCAAAGAAAGGCUCCAGAGGCUGAUUAUUCCAAGAAUAUGGUAGUUGAAGCAUCCUUGCCUGUGUCUAAAAUACCACCACCAAAGGAUUCACCAUAUGAAAGUGUUAGUGACGUUGAGCCCAGUCCUGCUGGAAGCAUUCUUCAGAAGACUACUCCCCCAUCUGCCCCUGUGUCUUUGAAGCACAGAAUCACAGACCUGCCCAUGCCACCCAUGGUAGACUAUCCAAAGAGCAAACCAAGAGAGCAACGAGCAGCCAGCCCCCAGCGCCGAGGUCGCCUCACUGACCUGCCGAUGCCCCCCAUGAUGGACGAGAUAGACAACGAGGACAACAAGUCCACCCCUGACACCAGCAUUGAGGCGGCAGAUAAGAAGGAGGCCAAAACUAAACGACCAAGGAUUUGCCAGAACCGUUCUAAUCGUGAGCGGUUGAAGGGGGAGUGGGGGGAGAGGUGCGUGGACCUGUUCAACAUCAUAGAGAUUAUUGGAGAGGGCACAUUUGGACAGGUGUACAAGGCCAAGGACAGUCGCACUGGUGACCUGGUGGCCUUGAAGAAGGUGCGUCUAGAGAAUGAGAAGGAGGGCUUCCCGAUCACAGCUGUGCGUGAGAUCAAGAUCCUGCGACAACUCAACCACCCCUCCAUCAUCAACCUCAUGGAGAUAGUCACAGACAAGCAGGACGCAGUUGACUUCAGGAACGACAGAGGUGCCUUCUACCUGGUGUUUGAGUACAUGGACCACGACCUGAUGGGUAUCCUGGAGUCAGGCCUGGUCACGUUUGAGGAGAUCCACAUCGCCUCCUUCAUGAAGCAGCUGUUGGAGGGCCUGCAGUACUGCCACAGGAAGAACUUCCUGCAUCGAGACAUCAAGUGCUCCAAUAUUCUCCUCAAUAACAAGGGUCAGAUCAAACUGGGUGACUGGGGUCUGGGUCGUCUAUACGACGCUGAAGAUAGAGAGCGCCUCUACACCAACAAGGUGAUCACACUGUGGUAUCGGCCUCCUGAAUUACUGCUUGGGGAGGAGAGAUAUGGACCUUCCAUAGAUAUCUGGAGUAUAGGGUGUAUCCUGGGUGAGCUGUUCACCAAGAAGCCGAUAUUCCAGGCCCAGCAGGAGCUGGCCCAGCUAGAGCUGAUCAGUAAGACAUGUGGCUCUCCAUGCCCGGCAGUGUGGCCCGACGUCAUCAAGCUGCCUCUGUUCCAUACAUUCAAGCCCAAGAAACAGUAUCGACGGAGACUCAGGGAAGAGUUCUCUUUCCUUCCCAAGCAAGCCUUGGACCUUAUGGACAACAUGUUGGAGCUGGAUCCCUCCAAGCGAUGUAACGCAGACCAGGCCCUCGUGUCUCCAUGGCUACACUAUGUAGAACCUCGACUCAUUACACCACCCAACCUGCCACAUGACCAGGACUGCCAUGAGAUGUGGUGCAAGGAGAGGAAGAAGGCCAUGAAGGAAAUGAAAAACAGGGGAGAGGACCCCAGCACCCUGCCGGUCAAACUGCCAUGCAAGCAGUCCAGCAGCAGAGAAGGGAGCAGGGACAGGGCAUCGAUACCACAAAAAAGUGUUCCACCAGUUGUAGGCAAGGAUUUGUUCGAUAAAACCAAGCGCAAUAACAGCAGCAGUAACUUUGUAGUGCGCGACAAAUCUGCCCUGCACGAUGCUUCAGCCCGUAACAAUAGUUCGGCAAACACCAAUCAAAAACAGUCCUCCAUCACCAAUAAUACAUUGAAUCCUACUGUCUUCGGCAAGCCUGGCCUCACAUCUCUACCGCCUGACCCACCCCCCACACAGCCCCUUGUGUCUAAACCAAGGGAGCUUAGCCCUCCGGACGACUCAACCCUGCCCACCAAGUACCUGGACAUCACACAGUUCAAGGCCCCCGAAGAUCUAGAGGCAGAGGAGGCGGGACGACAUGCUGCAGAACCAAACACAAACCCAGACAUGAACCAGCUGACGUACAUGCUGCAGCAGGGCAUGUCUAUUGACGAGGUCGCAAAGACUAUGAACAUCAAGCUGGAUGAACAGACGUACGAGUUGCUGGCAACACUCAAACAACAGCUGGAUCUGGCAGCUGCGUUGGCUAAGCAGUCUGGAAUGUUGAGUCAUGGCGUGGACACAAGUCAGAAUGAAUCGGUAGGUAAAGAGUAUGACUACAGUGACCCUUCGCUUGGUGCUAAUGCCAUGUUGGAUCACAAUUCCAGGAAAUACGGGAAUGAUCUGAGCUCUGCUAUGUCUGAUCCAUCCGGUGGAGGUUUGAUUGUGGGUGCAGGCGACUACAGUCAAGACUAUCAGAUGCCUUCAGCUUUGCUGCCGCAGAGCCGAGUGCCGGGGCAAGUGGGCAUGGCAAAUUAUGAGAACAGAAGCAUGGAUAUUUCCAAUGACAGUAAUGAUAACAUUAUGGAUAGUUCAGGUAGAGAGAGACUGCAUAGUGGUGAUUAUAUGGGUUAUGGUAAUGACCUACAGGGUGGUGGUUUUGGGGCAUAUGGUAAACCCGCUGUGAGUGACCCUGCAUUGACAGGAUAUAACCCCCAUCUCUCUGCUCAGAAACAGUAUUCCUAUGGUAGUGACAAUGGAGAAACCGCUCAACGCAUUUCAUCCCACAGAAACUCUAAUGCCUCAAAUUAUUCUGGUGAUAUAUCAGGUCUCCCUAGUCUAUUGGGAGUCUCUCCCCCGUUCAAAAAGGUGGACCCAAGUUCAGGGCAAGGGUUUAAGCAUCAGUUGUCUACUGACGAUGGGAAAUUUGGUCGUAGUGGUUUAGGCCAGACUUUUUCUGGGACGCAGUUUGUUUCCUCACAAGGGACUCAGCCCCGCCCCCUGAUGUCGUUUGACCCUUCUGGUCCCAGGGGUCGCGGUCGAAGUGACUUUAGGGGGGCACAGUACGGGCAAAGUGGUUACAAGUAGGAAUAUUUACCUGCAGAAAGUGUUGUGGUCACAUAAAUAGCAACAGCUUUGGUGUACAAAGUGCUGUGUUCAUUUUUUUUAAGUGUGUAACGUUUGUGAAACCCUGGUAGGAAACCAGUGUUGUUAUGGACGACAGCUUUGCGGAUUUAUUUCUUUUGGAAAUGUGCAUGAUUCCAAGAAAUGAAACUUUUAUCAGAAGAGAGGUCUUUCAAGAAGUUAGAAGUAACAAGCUCAAAUGAGUUGUUUUGCACACUUUUAGUGUAUAACCUUUUCCAACUCAGAAGCAAGUUGAAAAAGGCUAUGUGCGAACAGCAUAUAAUGCGAACACCCUGCGAGUAACUCGCAGUCUGUUCCGGUUUUAUGCUGUUUGCUGCUAUUCAGUAUCUUUGGGUUGAAAAAGAAGCCUUUAAAACUUGAAUCUAGUAAGAAAGGUCAUGAAUUCAAUUUAACUUUCUAACAGACUACAAAGACAUUAAAAUAUGUAUCUAAGUGGUAAAGUAAGAGAAGUCACCUGAGGAUUAUAGAAAGGUUCAUUUUGUUGUAAUAAUUGUAAAUUCUGGCAGUUACCUGCCUAUUUAAUCUCUGUUUUAGAACAAUGUAACAGAGAUGUUUUUGUGAUUUGAAAUGUGAUUGUUUAUUAAUGUUUUAUUUUCUUCCUGAAAUAUGUUUUGUUUAAAACAUAAUUAAAAUUGUGUGCAUAAUUGGAACUACUCCUUGAUUACAUGUGCAUUUUAACUUGUCUCAUUCAAUCAUUUGUGAGAAGAACCUUGCAAUUACUAGGAUAUUGACUCGCACUUUGUUGCUGUAGUCAUUAUAAGUGGCCAUUGGAACUUCUUAAGCAUAGUUACGUGUGACAGUUUGCUCUAUAAUAAUGGAAAAUUGUGAUUCAAACUGUGUCAAGCAUAAAAUGGAGAUAGUACAAAUUGAAAUACCGUAUGCUAGAUUGCCUUUAUUGUACAUUGGCAAUAUUACUUUAAUAAGUGCCUGUUUACUUAUCAUAUUUUUCGGCUCUGUUUAUUUUAUGACAUUCAGAUGUCUUUUUAUUGUUAAAAAUGUGACGUUAGGUACAUGUGUGUGUGUGAAUGAAAAACAAAAUUGCAGAAUAUGGACAUUCCAUUGAUAAUUCUUAUGUAAAUACUGCAGACCCAAAUGGCAGAAUUUGUUGUAUCAGUUUUAAAUCUUAAGUAAUCAGAAGCCAAUUUUUGCCCGUUCCACUCUUUUGUGGCCAAUUUUUGCCCGCUCCACCCUUUUGUAAGUCCAGCAAUUAAGAUUUGAAAUAGAAACUAAUUGAGUUAUGCAGUUAUGUGAUAUUAUUGAAGUCAGAUGUAUGAAUUAAUAGUUUGUCAGCUCUGUCCUUGAUUGGCAAGACACGACUGGUGGAUAGUUUGUUGUAGCUUAUAUGCUUUAAGUUAGAGGAUGUACUGUCAAUUAAAAUUUGACUUAAAGUCUUACAGCAGUUUCAGCUAUUCUUAUUGCACCCUUAUAUUCACAGAAACGAUCAUAUUUAUGUUUCAGUCUUGGUGAUGUAUUAAGUUAAAUUCUGUAUUAUUUACCUACAGCGAUUUAUUUUCUUCUUUAACAAAAAGUACCAGAAGACUGCACUUUCCCAAUAAGGGGAAAACAACAAAUUUCCUAAUUGCUGUACAAAAAAUCUCAAUUGAAGCUUUUCACAAAAAAAACAACAUUUAGUUAGUUUCCCUAUGCAGCUCUAUAGCUUGCACCUAAGUUAAUAUGAUAUUGACAACACUUAGUUAUCAAUUUAUAAGUAAUCUGAAGAAAAGAAAACAAAUACACCAAUUUCCCAAUGUGAAGAUUCAUGACACAAAUUUUCUAAAUUUUAGGGUUUAUUGCAUAUAAAAAACAAACAUGAAAAAAUAAAUUAUAUUUAAAUAUAUUUGUUUUGUUCACAUAUAAACAUUCCAUAAAAGUGGAAAGUGUUUUUUUUGAUAAGCCUGUGUGGACUGCAUUAACUCAUUCAGUGUGGGAACCGAAUUUUGAAGGCCUUUGCAAACAGUUUGGAUCCAGAUGAGAUGCCACAGAACGUGGCGUCUCAUCUGGAUCCAAACUGUUUGCUUUUCUGAUAGUAUCCUUGGGAAAAAAAUCGAAGAAAAUGCUAAAUUUAGAAAUUCAACAGACGACAUUUUAGCAGACGACAAAUUUCCCAGCAUGCAAAGGGUUAAGUUUGUUUGUCCCUGAGCAAGGGUUGUAUAGUUUCUAUUGACCUGAUGUAGGGUUGGGGUAAAACAAUAUUGCCUUUGAAUAUGUAUGUUAGUUCAUGUGCUACCAACUGUCUGCAUUUUAGUGGUUACUUGCCUUGUACCAAAUUAAAGAGACAUGUAUGUAUGAACAGAAGUUCUUAUGCCGCUGAUAGAUUUAAUGCUUAUAACAAUAAUAUUUGACAGUUACAUGUACCUGUCGGCACAAACAAAUUGACUUUGUUCUAUGCUGUUCAAUUUUAAAGUAAUAAGUAUUUACCUUUUCCAUUCACUGAUUGUUAUGGCUACAUAUCAUUAAUUGAUCAUUCAACGGCAAAAUUAAUACUUUUUAAAAUUAAAUGCUUAGUUUUACUCAACAACUAAUUAAUCAUCACAUCCAAGUACUGGUGUAUGCAACAAUGAUUAAAUCUGGCUGAAUGCAAAACUGUUUAAUAACUGUCACUUUAGAGAUUGUAUGCCGUGACUUUCGAAAAUUGUUGAUGAGGAUUAUACAAAAUUCUUAUCUUGUAAACCAUGAUUUUUUGUUUGUUAUGUACAUUUGUCCAUUUAUACUUCACUAUUUUGUGUGACUUAUUGUGAGGUUGAUUCUUUAAAACUGUAAAUACAAUGCCUACGUUUUAUGAUAUAUAGAGGAUACAUGUUGAUUUUCUCUGCAUACACAUUUUGUGCACAGAUGGUGUGAUUGUAUAAUUAUUUGAAUUUUUGGUGCGAUCAUGUGUUGGUGUCUUGACACACUGGAUGUAUUCUAGAUUAAAUUGUCAUGCUUAAAAUAUCUUAGUUUUCUUUCGAUUACCCAGCUAUUUUUGAUUCCCCUGACAUAUAUCACAAAAUGUUCAAUUUCUGAUCCAAAUUCUGCUGUACAUGUUAUGUAUUUCAGCUGAUUUCAUCUAAACUAGAACUUUAUUAGAUGUAUAAUUACGCAAUAGUAAUAGAAAGCCAGUGGUUAAUAGAGACCAUUUUCUCGGUCAAAAGUUAUCAAUUUUAUGUUAUAAAUAUACACACUUUUUAUUGGCGUAUACCUGCAUGGAAAAUGGCUCGAAAAAAUUCUGUACUUUUGUUUUAUUAGCUCUACUGGCCAUAGACCAGAAGAGCUUAUGGGAUGGCAUGGUUUCUGUCUUUCUGUGUGUGUGUGCGUUAGACAUUCUCUUGUUUAUCCGAUAAAGUCCACAUUUUUUAUGCGAUUCUUUCUAAACUUGUUCAGUGUUGAUAUAAAUGAGGACUCGAAACCUAUUGAAAAUGGUUUACAUCAGAGUAUAAAGUCCAGAAUUAUCUCCCCUUGAAUUUGAGAAAAUUGUGAAAUAAGGCAUGUUUACGCAAUUAAGUCCACAGUUUCAUCCAAUCAUUUCCCAACUUGCACAGUGUCUUUAUCUGAAUGAUGAUUCAAACCCUAUUGAAAAUGAGCAAUAUUGGAGCUAUAAGUCCAGAAUUAUCUCCCCUUGAAUUGGAGGAAAAAAUGAAAAUCUUUAACAUUUUGCCAUAACUUUUGCAAUAUUGAAGAUAGCAACUUCAUAUUUGGCAUUCAUGUGUAUCUCAUGAAGCUGCACAUUUUGAGUGGUGAAAGGUCAAGGUCAUCCUUCAAGGUCAAAGGUCAAAAACAAAAAAAUCAAAGAGGCCAGAAGGGGACAUAGUGUUUCCGACAAACACAUGUCUUGUUUGUUUACAUAUAAAGUUCUAUCCUUUCGAAACUUCAACGGAUGUUUUAUAUCAUCAAGGGCCAGAACCCCAUUGAGAGUGAAGAAAAUUUGUCCAACUUAUUGAUGAAAAGGAGCCAUUUGAAGUUUAAAUUUUACGUUUCUUGUUAAUGCGAUGAAUUUCCCAUUUUGGGUCUGUUUGUUUAAAACCUACUAAGAUUGUUCAUACUAUCAAGCGAUUUAGCCCUAUUGUUUCCUGCCAGUAGAGCGAAUCAGGCCCACAUGGGCCUCUUGUUGUUGAUUUUUAGCUCGGCGUUUUCAAAGAAAACCCGAGGUAUUGUCAUAGCCAGCUCGUCGUGCGCCGUAGGCGUCGUGCUAAAACCUUAACAUUUUUUACUUUGAAACUUCAUUCGUAGAUGCACAUUGAUGAGUUCUACACGCCACACCCAUUUUUGGGUCACUAGAUCAAAGGUCACUGUGACCUCUAAUAUAAAACUUUAACAUAGGCUCUAAAAUCAAAGUGCUUCCACCUACAACUUUGAAACUUCAUAUGUAGAUGCACCUUGAUGAGUUUUACAUGCCACACCCAUUUUUGUUUCACUAGGUCAAAGGUCAAGGUCACAUUGACCUCUAAUAUAAAACUAUCAUAGGUAGAUUGAUCAUGACUCGCAGAUGACCCCUAUUGAUUUUGAGGUCACAAGGUCAAAGGUCAAGGUCACGGUGACCCGAAAUAGUAAAAUGAUUUUCGGAUAACUCAAGAACGCUUUUGCCUAGGAUCAUGACACUUCAUAGGUACAUCGAUCGCGACUUGCAGAUGACCCCUAUUGAUUUUCAGGUCACUAGGUCAAAGGUCAAGGUCACAGUGACAAAAGUCUUAUUCACACAAUGGCUGCCAGUACAACGGACAGCCCAUAUGGGGGGCAUGCAUGUUUUACAAACAGCCCUUGUUUAUUUCUUGCAUUAAGAAAGGUAUAUAGCAAAUAUAACCUUUAAAUAGUUAUAUGUUACUUUGUUUAGAACCAAAGUUACACCAUGUUCACAGAAAGGUGUGUGGCUUUUAAUGCACAAGAAGUAAAGAUAAUAUAUAAAACUAAAAGCAAAUGACUAUUGUUUUGCACUUAAAAUACAUGAAAUAUUGUGGAAAAUGAUCUUUAGGAAUGCUAAUAAUAAUUUAAUAAGGUUAUCAUAGUAAUUUCUGAGUGCGAGUUUGUUUUGUUUUUUCUAAAUCAAUGUCCGUCUUCUUUUUGUAAUGUUUUUCAAAAAUAUUAUAACAAGAUGUGUUUGUGAAACACUAUGUCCCUCUUUGACCUUGAAGAAUGACCUUGACCUUUCACCGCUCAAAAUGUGCUGCUCCAUGAGAUACACAUGCAUGCCAAGUAUGAAGUUGCUAUCUUCAACAUUGCAAAAGUGAUGGCAAAUCAUUGCUUGAUUGCUAUAGUGCUCUAACUACCAUUUUCAGUUUUAGGAGAAAAACGCAUUUAAAGGUUUAACCUUUAUUUUCUCACUUAUAUAUGCAUGUAUGUGGACACAAAUAUUCCAGAGUGUUUAUCAGCAAUAUGAAUAUAAUUAAAUAUUUAUUUUAGUAAAUUAUAUUUUAAUGUUAUUUGCGAUUUUAUGGAGAUAGAGAGCAUUGAUAGCAAUUGAUAGGCUUAUUUGAGCAUGAAUUCUACUUUGCUCUAAGUCCUGGAGAUGGUGCAGUACAUAUUCACUUGUUUGUAAAAAUGUGGGAGAUAGAGCAAAAUGGAAUCGAAAAACUUCUUCUGUGACGACUGAAUCUGGAAUCCGAUUACGUCAUAUUAAAGAUCUCGUUCUCACGAACACAGCGAUAAAAAAAACUCACUUUUGAAAAAAAAUGGAGGUAAAGCACAAUAGCAAUAAAGCGACGAAAUGUUAAAGUUUGACGCAAACAAACCAACAAACAGGGCAAAAAAAUAUGUCCCCCAGUAUAGACUGAGGGACAUAAAACGCUGUAAAGGAUAUAUUCAGCAAGAAAUUACUGCAUACUUAAGAUGGACGUUUAAUAUUAACAAUAAAUUUAUAUCGUUUCUUGAUUAUUUAUAUAUUUUCCACAAGUACAUGUAGUCAAUGCUUGUUCAAAUAUCAACAUAUUCGUAUUGCCUGUAUAUUUGUAUAAUAUCUUUGAUCUUAGUUUUAAAAUGAAUAUAUUUUCAAGAGAUACAUAUCGAUGAAUUGGCUUUUAACAUUAAUAUAGGCUAGCCCACAAUACUACUCCUGUUCAAGUUUUUAACGCAAGAGGUAUCAGUUAUAAACACAUUAAUGUAAUAGCAUUUUGAUUAGUUUUACACAUUUUGAAGGGCCGAAUGAUAACUGUUAUUUAUAUCUACUUUCAUUGAAAUUUGUAUUGCUCAUGCAGAAAUCUACUUAAUGCAAAUUUAGGAAAGAUGUCUCAUUCUGCUUGAAAGGUUUUGCCCUGGUUUAAAGUACGGUAAUAUGGAAGAAUAUGCACGAUAUGUACACUCUUUGUAUAUUAGGAGACUUUUGGCAUGUUUUAAAUCUGUCAAUAAAUGCAUUAAAUUGCUAAAUUUAAACAUGAAAAACUACAGCUUCAUUUUAAUAAAUAUAUAUUUUUAAAGACAGAAAAAGUGUGUACUGAUUGGGGCUCAAACCAGUGUUCUGUGAAUGAAAAGGCUAUCACAUUGAUCAAUUGAUCAUUCGGUCAACCCAACUGUGUUAUAGCUGAACUCGAUACUAACUGAUUCAAGUGUUGUAACCAGGAUCCAGACAUAAGCUCCCCAGGACAAAACCCCCCAAUGAAAAAAAUGAACAUUUAGACAAUUGCCCCCCAGUAGAAAUGACCGGUAGGAUAUAAGCCCCCCCCCCCCCUCCCACAGUGCUUAUUUUGCAUCUGGACAUUUGCCCCCCAGUGCUUAUUUUAGAAGUGGACAUUUGCCCCCCAGGGCUAAUAUCAUGUUGCUUCCCUUAGACUAUUAUAUCUCUGUAUUUGGAUUCAGUAUUAUUUCAUAGAAACUUGGAUCAUUAUAAUUUGAAAUAAAAAAGGUCCAGAAACUCACUUUAAUUGGCUAAUCUUAGGUAAAACAAACAUCUUAAAGAAUUUUAAUUGUUCUUUAAUUAAUCAAUCAAAAGGAUUAUCAGCUUGUUAAAUGUGUGACAUGUGGCUUUGAUCAUAUACUUGUUAAUGAAUGCACAUUUAAAGGCAAAUAUUUUUGUACAUGUAGUUACAUUGUUUGAGUGAUAAUUAACUAAAAUUAGGAUAUAAGGAAACUAUCACAUUUCAAAUGAUACCCUUUUAUCAAUGAAAUUAUUAAGAGUAAUAAAGGGUCUGACUACCUUUUAUGAAAAAAAGGGGUCUGAUUAAUUAUUGAAGGAUGGGUACUCUUACAUCAAAAAGAAGUCUCGUAAAGAAUCAAUACAUUGGGAAUGUUACAAGCGCUUCAUAAUAUAUUAUAAUUCUCUCUAUUCAAACACUUGAUGUUAUAAUUUUUUUUGAUAAACUGCUGUAAAGUAUGUACAACUGUAAUUUCUAUUGUAUUUAUAAUUGCAAAAUAAAAAUCAUUGUUUAA
This is a messenger RNA of Dreissena polymorpha, 11939 nucleotides long. Its product is annotated as cyclin-dependent kinase 12-like. Bases 483 to 4550 code for a protein of 1355 amino acids. Gene Ontology annotation, molecular function: cyclin-dependent protein serine/threonine kinase activity; cyclin binding; RNA polymerase II CTD heptapeptide repeat kinase activity. Gene Ontology annotation, biological process: transcription elongation by RNA polymerase II; protein phosphorylation; positive regulation of transcription elongation by RNA polymerase II. Gene Ontology annotation, cellular component: cyclin/CDK positive transcription elongation factor complex; nucleus. The record is from RefSeq and is a predicted model, not a curated record. NCBI's taxonomy places the organism in Eukaryota, Metazoa, Mollusca, Bivalvia, Myida, Dreissenidae. The transcript is spliced from 12 exons.